Molecule: messenger RNA, 1951 nt
Organism: Dipodomys ordii (Ord's kangaroo rat)
Lineage: Eukaryota; Metazoa; Chordata; Mammalia; Rodentia; Heteromyidae
Gene: Dym
Product: dymeclin
Exons: 15
Coding region: 290-1951 (553 amino acids)
Biological process (GO): Golgi organization
Cellular component (GO): Golgi apparatus
Source: RefSeq, a predicted model, not a curated record
UCUCUCCCCGCCUCCCGGCCUCCGCAUCUACGCGGGCCGUGACUGGAGCUCGGCCAGAGCCCAGUCACGCCCGGAGCCGGAGCCGGAGUCGCAGAGACGUGGAAACAUGGAGGCCUGAACCGGCGUUCGCCACCCGGUCUGCAGCGCGACCUCGCUUCUCUGACGUUCUGCACUCCCGUCCGUCCUCAGUCCGCCGUCCGCGGGGCUGGACGCGGAGCUCCCCGCAGGCUGACACAGGUGGUUUUGUGGAAAUGCAGGUGUGAGGACAAGUUAUCUACCACAUUAGAAGAUGGGAUCAAAGAGCAGCAGGAUCAGUGAUCUGCCUAAAAAUGAGUACUUGAAAAAGUUAUCAGGCACAGAAUCUGUCUCUGAAAAUGACCCAUUUUGGAAUCAGCUUCUUUCGUUUUCUUUCCCUGCACCAACUAGCAGUACUGAGUUGAAGCUGUUAGAAGAGGCAACCAUUUCAGUCUGCAAGUCUUUAGUUGAAAACAAUCCUCGAACAGGAAAUCUUGGUGCAUUAAUUAAGGUCUUCCUUUCUAGAACCAAAGAACUCAAACUUUCAGCAGAAUGUCAGAACCACAUCUUCAUUUGGCAGACACAUAAUGCUUUGUUUAUUAUUUGCUGUCUGCUAAAAGUAUUCAUCUGUGAGAUGUCUGAAGAGGAGUUGCAACUUCAUUUUACUUAUGAAGAAAAAUCUCCUGGCAGUUAUAGUUCUGAUUCAGAAGAUCUUUUGGAAGAAUUGCUCUGUUGUUUGGUGCAGUUAAUUACUGAUAUUCCACUCUUAGAUAUUACAUAUGAAAUAUCAGUGGAAGCUAUAUCAACAAUGGUUGUUUUCCUUUCCUGUCAACUUUUCCACAAGGAAGUUUUACGGCAGAGCAUAAGUCACAAGUAUUUAAUGCAAGGUCCAUGUCUUCCAUUUACCAGCAAACUUGUGAAAACCUUAUUAUAUAACUUUAUCAGACAAGAAAAGCCACCUCCUCCAGGAGCCCAUAUCUUUCCCCAACAAUCAGAUGGGGGAGGACUGCUGUAUGGACUGGCAUCAGGAGUAGCAACUGGUCUCUGGACUGUCUUCACAUUAGGAGGUGUGGGCAGCAAAGCCACUGCUUCUCCAGAACUUUCUUCUCCUCUGGCCAACCAAAGUCUCCUGCUUUUACUGGUGUUGGCCAACCUGACAGAUGCUCCAGAGGCACCAAACCCAUACAGACAGGCCAUUAUGUCCUUUAAGAAUACACAAGACAGCAGUCCUUUUCCCUCAUCAAUUCCACAUGCCUUCCAGAUUAACUUUAACAGUUUGUACACAGCCCUUUGUGAACAACAGACAUCUGAUCAAGCAACGCUCCUCUUAUACACACUGCUCCAUCAGAACAGCAAUGUCAGAACAUACAUGUUGGCCCGCACAGAUAUGGAGAAUCUUGUUUUACCAAUUCUUGAGAUUCUGUAUCAUGUUGAAGAAAGAAAUUCACACCAUGUGUAUAUGGCUCUCAUAAUACUGUUGAUCCUUACAGAAGACGAUGGCUUUAAUAGGUCCAUUCAUGAAGUGAUAUUAAAAAACAUUACGUGGUAUUCCGAACGGGUUUUAACUGAGAUUUCACUGGGUAGUCUCCUGAUUCUGGUGGUAAUAAGAACCAUUCAGUACAACAUGACACGGACAAGAGUUUUACCAAUUCUUGAGAUUCUGUAUCAUGUUGAAGAAAGAAAUUCACACCAUGUGUAUAUGGCUCUCAUAAUACUGUUGAUCCUUACAGAAGACGAUGGCUUUAAUAGGUCCAUUCAUGAAGUGUCAGAGAGCAGCUGGGUUGGUUACCCAUUAUAUCCUGUGUCACAGCUAGCAGUUGGUGCCUCUGCCAGCUGGAGAAGUGUUGAGUGUUGGGUGUCUUCAUGCACAGCCAGGAGUGAAGAAGCAGAGGUUCCAAGUUUCUAUGCCGUGCUGACCACAGAGUGGUCUACUUGA